CUCUGGUUCUCUUUAUAUUUUUCAUUUUAAUGCUUGUUUGGUUUCCGGGAAUUUUUUCGAGGAUGAAAAAAGCUAACUUUGGAGUUUGCAGCUUCAUUGUUCUCGUGUAUCUCUCCCUUUUUCCCAAGAAAAUUUAUUCAUUUUCCCAAGAAAAUCAUCCGAAUUCGGAUCUGGGUGUUCCUCUCUGAAUGUUCUGUGCUGUGUAGAGGUGAGUGUAUCCUUUGCCUUGGGAAAGCAAGAGGAAAGUUAGGUUUCUUUUUGGGUUAUUACAUGCUCUGGAAACAAGACUUGUCCAAACGACCGCAUAAAGCUCUGAGCUUUCAGGGAUCUGACAAUGGGGAAGGCCAUCGCUAAGGGUUCGAAGAACGUGAAACCCGACUGUACAUUUUCCCGAAUACGACUGGUGAGAGGUGUGAUAUGUUUGUUGGUGCUAUUCUCGACCGCUCUUACGAUGUUGAUUUUCUGCGGGUUCCCUACCGGCGUAGCGUUGCGACUUUUUAGCGUACACUACAGCCGGAGGACCCUUUCGUUCUUCUUCGGUUCAUGGCUUGCAUUGUGGCCAUUCCUCUUCGAGAAGAUCAACGGAACUAAGGUAGUGUUUUCGGGCGAUAGAGUUCCUCCCGAGGAACGAGUAUUGCUCAUAGCAAACCACCGCACGGAGGUUGAUUGGAUGUACUUUUGGGAUCUUGCAUUGCGUAAAGGACGGGUCGGGGACAUUAAAUACAUUCUCAAGAGCAGUUUGAUGAAACUGCCAGUGUUUGGUUGGGCUUUCCACCUCUUGGAGUUUAUUCCGGUCGAGAGGAAAUGGGAGAUCGAUGAAGUCAAAAUCCGGCGGAUACUUUCAACUCUAAGGGAUCCUCGAGACCCUCUUUGGCUCGCUCUUUUCCCCGAGGGCACGGAUUACACGGAGGCCAAAUGUGAACGGAGUAGGAAGUUUGCCGCCGAAAAUGGAUUCCCGGUGCUAAACAACGUCCUGCUUCCGAAAACGAAAGGUUUCAUCUCGUGCUUAACAGAAUUGAGAAGCUCGCUUGAUGCAGUCUAUGAUGUAACCAUAGGGUACAAAACCCGCUGCCCGUCUUUCCUCGACAAUGUAUAUGGUGUCGAACCUUCAGAGGUUCACAUUCACAUCCGUCGCAUCAUUCCCAAUCACAUCCCAACCGAAGAAAAGGGAAUCUCGGCUUGGUUAAUCGAAGCUUUCGAAUUCAAAGACCGACUUCUCGGUGAAUUCUACUCCAAGGGUAAUUUCCCGAAUGAAGGAGGUACGGAAACAGACCUUUCCUCGGACAGGAACCUCAUGAACUGUUUGGCAGUGAUCAUCUUCACGGUCACAUGCACUUAUCUUACACUCUUCGGCUCGGUCUGGUUCAAAAUUUACGUGUCUUUGGUCUGUGCCUACAUGACUUCGGCAACACGUUUCGAUCUUCGCCCUCUACCACUUGUCGAGGCUGUGAAAACAAUGUUUCGAAUCCGAAAAUCGUAAAAUCGUGAUCGGAAUAUGGUUUUGAUGUUGUGGUAAGUUAAUGUUAUAUUCAAACAUUAAUCAAGUAAAUGUACUUAGUUUAUGUUAUUGUCUCUUUUGAGCUCUUACUUCAAAUCUUACAGUGUAAGAGAUUGAGUAAUGAAACCCUAAGGGAAAAAAAAAGUUUUUGUUUUAAGUUGGUUCGAAA
Tarenaya hassleriana is the source of this 1667-nucleotide messenger RNA. Its product is annotated as probable 1-acyl-sn-glycerol-3-phosphate acyltransferase 5. Gene Ontology annotation, molecular function: acyltransferase activity. Lineage: Eukaryota; Viridiplantae; Streptophyta; Magnoliopsida; Brassicales; Cleomaceae. The transcript has 4 exons. The record is from RefSeq and is a predicted model, not a curated record. The coding region runs from base 335 to 1480 and encodes 381 amino acids. Gene Ontology annotation, cellular component: endomembrane system.